Messenger RNA from Penicillium canariense, 1593 nucleotides. RefSeq names its product putative actin-related protein RO7. Bases 1 to 1593 code for a protein of 530 amino acids. The record is from RefSeq and is a predicted model, not a curated record. Gene Ontology annotation, biological process: microtubule-based movement. Lineage: Eukaryota; Fungi; Ascomycota; Eurotiomycetes; Eurotiales; Aspergillaceae. The transcript has a single exon.
AUGCCUGCGACUUCUAAUUUACGCGCCACGCAGACUGCUCGUCCGUCGUCACCGCAUACGCCCCAGCAACAGCUGCGCUCAGGCAAUACAUCCUUCGCCAGUACGACGUCGCCGGGCUCGUCCUUACGAAACGAGGAUGAUGCGAUAAUCAUUGAGAUAGGCGCGAGAUGGCUACGAGCAGGGUUCGAGGGUAGUGGCACUCCGGUGUGUGUGAUGGGAUUCGGCCCUGAAGAAUCAAGAAGAGUGGGAGAUUACCGAGGCUGGAUUCAGAGCGCCGCCGGCAUUGGACCUUUACCAAAGCCCGUCGAUGCGGAAGACUGGGUACGAGACUAUGAGCUGUGGCAGCCUGACCUUCGGAAGGUGGAUCUGGGUUUGAUGGAGGACAAAAUCGAGCGCGUGUUGCGCGAAACCUACAAUCAAUACCUAUUGACCGACGCCGGCUCCUCUCGACUGGUCCUGGCCCUUCCUUCUCUCAUGCCGCAUCCACUCCUAUCAUCCUUGCUAUCUACCUUGUUCAGCCGCUGGAGGUUUCCUAGCAUCACCCUUCUUCCGAGUGCGACUAUGUCGGCAAUAGCUGCUGGGUUGCGAUCUGCUUUGGUGGUGGACCUUGGAUGGGCGGAGACGACCGUAACAGGUCUCUAUGAGUAUAGAGAGAUCACCACAAAGCGAAGCACAAGGGCGAUGAAGUCACUCCAGCAGAUGAUGGGACGGCUUCUUUCUAGCCCUGCCUCCGGCGAGGAUCAAGACGCGACGCGUGAGGACGGAAUCUCCGUCGGCUUUACAUACUGUGAGGAAGUUCUCACUCGAUUCGCUUGGUGCAAGCCACAAGCAGAAGAUGGCGAACAAGCGGAUCAACCAGCGCAUACUGUCUCAAUUCCUUCUCCAACUUGCCCGGAACAGGAGUUUUAUGAUGUGCCGUUUUCCCGCCUUGCGGAUCCUGUCGAGACAGUUCUCUUCGCAUCGGGGAUUGCAGAAAGCGAAUUGGAUGACGAGGAGAAAUCGAUACCCUUGCUGGUUCAUAGCGCACUUCAGGCUCUGCCACCCGACGCGCGCGGUACAUGCAUGUCGCGUAUUGUUUUCGUGGGCGGUGGAGCUCGCAUUCUCGGGCUACGAGAGAGGAUUCUGAAAGAAGUGUCAUCGCUGAUUCAACGGCAUGGGUGGAGUUCGGUUCGAGGCAGAGUUGUUGAACGCCAACGCCAAAGAUUGGAGGAACUACGGAUCUCGUCGCCAGCCAGUGGACAGAAAUUGCCGACUAGCAACAAUGCGGAGUCCUCGGCUGAAGGCGAGAAGCUCGACCCGUCUCAGGAAGUGCCAGAGAUCGAUUUUGUGGAACAAAAACUGCGUCGCCAGAACAAAGACACGCCAGUCCCCGUGCAAGGGGUUUUACGUCAAGUUGAAUCACUCGGCGCAUGGGCUGGGGCCAGUCUAGUGACAAGCUUGAAGAUGCGCGGAAUGGUUGAGAUCGAGCGGGAGAAGUUCCUACAGAACGGACUUGCCGGAGCAACUCGAGAUUCGGAGCCCUCCAUCCCUGAUCGCCGGUCAGGCCUGAGAGCUGGUGAGCGCUCUAGCUGGACCCUAGCCAGCUGGGCCUGA